Molecule: messenger RNA, 458 nt
Organism: Cooperia oncophora
Lineage: Eukaryota; Metazoa; Nematoda; Chromadorea; Rhabditida; Trichostrongylidae
Source: the annotation of a GenBank genome assembly
AUGCUGCUGCUGCAACCUCAACUUUACAUAUUAUUUCUAUUGUCGAUUUCGAUAGCAAAUUGUGGACGUCACGACUCAGAUGAGGAUUCUGAUGAAAGUGAUAAAGCGAACUCUCUGAUACCACUACCAAGCAAGUAUGCCAUUGAACAAAUCGGAGCAAAAUUUCUAGAUGCUCUCAUCAAAAAAGGUCAAAUGGAAAUGGCAAAGGGCGCGUUCAAAACACAACUUGAAGUGUUAGAGAAAGUCCAUCCAGAACAGUAUGAGAAAUACAAGAAGCUCAAAGUUGAAGAUCUUGCUGCGGAUGCCGUAUUGCAGCAAGCGGAAGUCGCCAAACUCCAACCAAAAACCGGUAAUCCUAUGGUUGAUAUGCUGAACGAGAAUGGAAUUCCAAUUGCGAGCAGUCUCAAAGGUAUUGAGCAGGCCAUAAAAACUCAAAAGGAAAUAGAAACACAGGACCA